Bombyx mori (domestic silkworm) is the source of this 2388-nucleotide messenger RNA. RefSeq names its product ets DNA-binding protein pokkuri (gene edl). The record is from RefSeq and is a predicted model, not a curated record. Lineage: Eukaryota; Metazoa; Arthropoda; Insecta; Lepidoptera; Bombycidae. The transcript is spliced from 4 exons. Bases 326 to 676 code for a protein of 116 amino acids.
GAAGUGGUAUUAUGUAAAUUUUCAAGAUAUUGAAAAUUAAGUGUUAAAAUGUAAACGUUAAGGUCUGUUUUAAUAGAGUAGAGCCGAUAGAUUGUUAUCUUUUCUGUCUGUUAAACCGUUCGAGACAUCUGCAUUCAUUCAUGGAUUCAAAUUUCGUUGGUUCAUUCGUCCAUUCAUAAUAUUUCAAGUCAGUUGCAAAAUAACACUGAAGGAGAGUAGACGUUCGUGUGGACAAAUAUUGAAAUUGUGAUUUGAAAUUUAGUGAAUUUUCGUUUAAAGGAAGUGUAUUAACAGCAAUUUGUAGUACGAGAUUUUAUAUAUUUUAAUGACUUACACACUCUCCGUCUUCACGAUGCCGACCCAGGUCCGAUGCGACAGAGUGCCGCCAGCACACGAGAGCCAGUGGGGGGCUCUCGACUUGAGGGUGUUGCAGGAAGACGAUCUCCCAUUAGACCCUCGGUCCUGGUGUCGCGCUGACGUCGGCGCGUGGGUGUCGCGGCGCGGUGGCCUCCCGGAGCGUUUCCCGAUGAACGGGAAGGCCCUGUGUCUGAUGUCCAGGGACAUGUUCGCUUCGAGGGUUCCAAACAAAGGAUUUGAACUGCAUCAGGACUUCCGAAGGAGACUGGCCAAAGCUCUGGCGCUACAGGACUUCUUCGAGAAGAUGUCCAAAAACUAACAUCCACCAGAAUGUGUUCCCGCGGUAUCAUCUUAAUGUCGACGGAAGCGAAUGUAGAUACUAGCUUAUACUGAAUUAAUCUUAGAGGCUUUUAUACAUAAUUUUCGAUAUAGUACGAUUUUUUUGUCCUACCUAAGCUGAUAGCCUUGAGAGGUUAUUUCAGAGUAAACUUAACUAGUAGGUGAGCUCACGGGGCUCAAACCGGAGUGAUGCUAACCCCAGCAAGAGCUGUGCUACGCAGAAUCUACCGACGGAUCGGAAACGCGACCCACUGAGAAGAUUCGGCGAAAAACUCAGUGGGCUGUGUCUGUGGGUUAAUGCGCUCGACGAGCCCUUCGUCACAAGCGACGGGUUCGACAAAGACGUUGACCGGUGCUUAUGGUACCUAAAAGCACCGUUAAUGGAUCGGGAGGUACUAUAGAAACAUUACUUAUAACAUUGUAAUUCAGUAAUGCCCCAAUAACGCGGUACUCUUAUAACGCAUUUUUAUAUUACGCGAUUUCAGUCCCUAGUAUAACACGGAUAGAAUAACCCCGUAUAACCGGGGAUUUCACGCGUUAUAUGUGAGGCCGUCAGCGCAAAAGUGGCCUAAGCUUACGAUAGUUAUUAUGGAGCAAUGAGGUUUAUGUUUUCAAGAAUUUGAAUUUAAUAAAACAAUACGCCCAAAAGUAAUAUUUACAAAGUCAUCUAUCUAUGGGUGAAGCUAUGGAAUUAUAGAUAGGCCGGUUUUGCAUCAAAAUUGAUUAUAUUUUAAAUAAAUGGAAAUAUACGUAUAAGCAUGAUUAUGAAAAAUUGUGGGUUAGGCCACUUUUGCGCUGACGGCCUUAUUUCUGUUCUCUGAAAUUUAUAAUGAUUUGCACAGUUCAUAAUUAAUUUACGCAUACCUUUGCACAUUGCCUCAAUUGUGUUAUUAUACAACAAAAUAAAUUUAUUAAAUUUGUGUUCCUAGUUUUUGAAUUAUAAAUACAUUGGUUAUAUUGUAUUAUAUUUGUACAAAACGCGUUAUCGGGCGUCAUACAUUCGCGUUAUGCUCUAUGUCUAUACCCUCUAUAACACGGUAGAUUGCUACCGUGUUAUAAAGGGAUUAGUGUACUAUGGAAAUUAAAGACCGGACGCACAUUGACCCGAAACUUCCAAAAAUAUGCAGCGACCAACAAUGCGGCUCGCACAUUUUCCAUUCGAACCCGGCGAACCUCACAAACGCGGGUACUUGCAAAAAUAUUGUAAUCAGUAUCUAUGUAUAAAUAAAUAAAAAAUGUGUAUCCUUUAAAAGUUCCUAAACUGUUAGUCCGAUUGUGACGGUAAUUAGUGCAGUUGUGGUCACUCCGCGGGGAAGUCCCGAUACAUUACUAUCUUCUUACGAAUGGGAUGCGCGGGUAGUUAAAAAAAAGUUUAAAAAAAGGGUAUUUUUCAUACAAUUAGCGGAAGAAGCAGUGAAAAGUGAUCACAUUUCACUACUUGAUAGUUUCUUAACAUGAUUGUGUCAGAAGUGAUCAAUGUAACAACGUCUUCAUCAUUAAUUCGCAUAUAUUAAAUAUCGCGCAAUGUAUUGCAAAAUACAAAAUAAUAACGUUGUCCUCAAAUCGGAAACAUCAGCUAAUAAUGUUUAUUAAUCUCACUAUUAAUAUUGUAGUUCGUAAUUCAUAAUAAAUAUAGUAUUAAAUAUAUCUAGUCAAGGCUCUUUUAGUAAUAAAUAAUAUGUUACAAGCGAA